Messenger RNA from Cladocopium goreaui, 1477 nucleotides. NCBI's taxonomy places the organism in Eukaryota, Dinophyceae, Suessiales, Symbiodiniaceae. The record is from the annotation of a GenBank genome assembly.
AUGGGGGGUUGUCAAGGUAAGCCUGCUGUGGCAGAGACCAAAGCUCCGCCCAAACAGCGGGAUUCGAGUACCAUCAAGAAAGACAUCAAGGAUGGUGGUAUCGGCUAUGCACAGUUCAUCAUUGAGAAUACCGGAAAGAUAGCAGACCACUACCAGAUGGACAAGAAGAAGCUUGGUGAAGGAUCCUAUGGUUCCGUUUCCAAAGCAACUAAUAUCUCUACAAAGGCCAUCCGCGCGGUAAAGACCAUUUCCAAGUCGCAGAUGAAGAACAUCGAACGCUUCAAGCAGGAGAUUGCCAUCAUGAAGAUGAUGGACCACCCCAACAUCAUCAAGCUCUAUGAGUCCUUCGAGGAUAUUAGAAAUAUUUACCUCGUCAUGGAGCUUUGUGCUGGUGGGGAGCUCUUCGACCGGAUCAUCGAAUCUGGACAUUUCUCCGAGGUGCAAGCUGCAAUUCUGAUGCAGCAGAUUAUUCGCGCCAUCUACUACAUGCACGAGAACAAGAUUGCUCAUCGGGAUCUUAAGCCCGAGAACUUUCUGUUUAUGACCAAGGAUCCGAUUGAGAAGAACUUUUUGAAGAUCAUCGAUUUCGGAUUGUCGUGCAAGUUUACACCGGAUCAGGCUCUUACCACAAAGGCUGGUACCCCUUAUUACGUCGCACCACAGGUGUUGGCAGGGAAGUACGACCAGCAGUGUGAUAUUUGGAGCUGCGGUGUGAUCAUGUACGUGCUUCUGUGUGGUUACCCACCAUUCUUUGGAGAGACAGAUGCGGAUGUGCUUGCAAAGGUGCGAUUGGGCAACUUCAACUUCAAUCCUGCAGACUGGAAGAACGUGUCGGAUGAUGCCAAAAGCCUCAUCCGAUGGAUGCUGAAGAUGAAUCCACGUGAUCGCUACACAGCUGAGCAGGCCCUGAACCACGAGUGGAUCAAGAACAAAGCACCACGUGCGCAAGCUGUGCCCUUGCGUUCAAACUUUGUGGACAACCUGCGCGGCUUCCAGUCACAAAACAAGUUGAAGAAGGCAGCACUCCACAUCAUUGCUGGUCAGCUGAACGAGGACGAGAUCAAGAAACUCAGAGAAGCUUUCACCAGUCUUGACAAGAACGGAGAUGGGCUUCUGACGCACGCAGAGCUGAAAGAUGGUCUUGGAAAAGCCGGGCUGAAAGAGAUACCUCCAGACCUUGCGGCGAUCAUGGACGGUGUAGAUGCAGAUGGCAGUGGCGUGAUCGAUUACACAGAAUUCCUAGCAGCCACCCUUGACAGGCAACAAUACAUGAAGGAAGACGUUUGCUGGGCAGCUUUCAGAGUCUUCGACAGAAAUGGCGACGGACACAUCUCAAAAGAAGAGUUGAAACAGGUGCUGCAGAGCAGUGAAGUGGAAGAUGCACUUGGACUCAAAGCAAUUGCAGACUUGAUGGUGGAAGUGGAUAGCAACGGAGACGGCAUGAUUGACUUUGAGGAAUUUAUGGCCAUGAUGAGAG